AUGUCACAAGAGUUAAUAAGAUCUUAUAUUGAACAAUACUUCACUCAAUUAACAAGAGGUUGUAGAGAGAAUCUAAAGAAUCAUUCUCUUUAUUGUUGUCAUAAUCCAUUAUGCACUAAAAUAGCAGAUCCUAAUAUAGCGGCAGUCAAGGCAAUCGAAUAUGCAAAGAGUUUCAAAGAGAAAUUUCUUUGUGCCAACCUAAAGAAUGAAGAGAAUCUAGUUUACAACAAGGAUUUGGAAUCACUGUUGGAUUACUUCAAGCGAUGUCAGCAAACCAAAGCAUAUCCCACCAUCAUCAAGUUUAUUAAAGAUUAUUUCUCUGUUCCUUCUCGUGUAGAUGAGAUUAUGGUUUCUAAAUUAUUGACAUUGGAAUCAUUGGAUAUUGGUGAUAAAAAGAAAACAACUACAACAACCACAACAACAACAACAACAACUACCACCACAACUUUAAAUAGCAACAGCAUUAUUAACAAAAAGAGCAGUGAUGCAAUAAUAACUCAAGAUAAAGAUAAUUUUUACCAUUUCAGAGGAAUGAAUCUAUUGGAAGCUAGAGAGACUUUUAACUAUCUUUUGUCACUGGAUAGAGACGACAUUACAAAUGCAAUCGUUGAAGCGUCUACAGGUCUGAGCAAUGCAUUAAAGUUUAAUCCAUCGACUUUGAAUUCAGCUAAUGCAUUGAAACCAAUCGUUUUUCUAUUACAAGUAAAUGUUCCAAUGUUAAAUGUUUUAGAGGAUUGGCUCAUUAAUUUUUCAAAGGAUAGUUUCAUUCAGACUCUAACAAACUUUGAACAGUUUAUCUCUGUUCGAUUGAUGACCGUUGACGAUGUUAAAAUUGCAUAUGAUAAACCAAUCAUUGGUGCAUGUGCAUUUCUUGAACUAUUAAAGUUUUACAAUGAUCUUAUCAACAAUAAUUUGGAUAUAAUCGUUGAUUUUUCGAAUUUUUCAAAGAGAACUGGAUUUACAUUUACAACCUAUCCAUUCAUUUUGAAUAUCGAUAUCAAGAGUACCUAUUUACAAAUCGAGUAUACAUUACAACAAAAGAAACAAAAGUCUGAAUAUUUGGUAUUUCAAGUUCGUAGAGAUAAUAUUAUAGAUGAUGCUCUAAAUAAUAUUCAAAAUCAUAAACAUCCAGAAGAGAUGAAAAAAGAAUUAAAGAUUCAAUUCAAGGGUGAGGAUGGUAUCGAUCAGGGUGGUGUACAAAAGGAAUUCUUUCAGAUUGUCGUCAGAAAGAUAUUCGAUCCAGAGUUUGGAAUGUUCAAGUACAACGAGAGUUUAAGAACAUGGUGGUUCAAUACAAACUCACUUGAUAAAUUAGAAUUUGAAUUAAUUGGAAUUAUAUUGGGAUUGGCACUCUAUAACAAUAUUAUUCUGGAUGUACAUUUCCCAUUGGUGGUCUAUAAGAAACUACUUGGUUUUUCUGUUGAUAUCGAUGAUAUAGAGUCAGUGGAUCCAGAGUUGUAUAGCAGUCUAAUUAAGCUGAGAGAUACUGACGAAGAUGUUUCACUCUGGAUGACAACAUUUUCGGUAUCGAUCGACCAUUUCGGUGAGACGAGAAUCAUUGAAUUGAAACCGGGUGGUGAUGAUAUCAUUGUAGAUAAUAAUAAUAGACAUGAAUAUUUACAACAAUAUACACAUUAUUUAUUGGAAUCAUCAAUAAGUAAACAAUGGACAGAGUUUUAUAAAGGUUUCAAAUUGGUUUGUGAUUCACCAUUGCUAAAAUUGCUGAGACCAGAAGAAUUGGAGGAUCUCAUUUGUGGUGUUGAGGAUUUAGAUUUCACAGAGUUGGAGAAAGUAACCAAUUAUGAAGGUGGAUAUACCAAAGAUGAUCAAACUAUUAUAUAUUUCUGGCAAGCAAUUCACAAUUUGUCAAAUGAUAUGAAAAAGAAAUUCCUAUCGUUCACUACGGGAUCGGACAGAGUGCCUUAUGGUGGUCUGGCAAAGAUACACUUCUCGAUUCACAAGCAAAUCGACAGUGAUAGAUUGCCUUCCGCUCAUACUUGUUUCAAUGCCCUCAUUCUCCCUUGCUACCCGACCAAAGAGAAACUUGAAGAUCGUUUAAUGAAAGCUCUAAACAAUGCCGAAGGUUUUGGACUCAAAUAG
Heterostelium album PN500 is the source of this 2100-nucleotide messenger RNA. It is a transcript of the gene ube3a, whose product is annotated as ubiquitin-protein ligase E3A. Gene Ontology annotation, molecular function: ubiquitin protein ligase activity. Bases 1 to 2100 code for a protein of 699 amino acids. The record is from RefSeq and is a predicted model, not a curated record. The transcript has 12 exons. Lineage: Eukaryota; Evosea; Eumycetozoa; Acytosteliales; Acytosteliaceae. Gene Ontology annotation, biological process: protein polyubiquitination.